This is a messenger RNA of Chlorella variabilis, 4968 nucleotides long. RefSeq lists its product as hypothetical. NCBI's taxonomy places the organism in Eukaryota, Viridiplantae, Chlorophyta, Trebouxiophyceae, Chlorellales, Chlorellaceae. The transcript is spliced from 11 exons. Bases 1 to 4968 code for a protein of 1655 amino acids. The record is from RefSeq and is a predicted model, not a curated record. Gene Ontology annotation, cellular component: cytoplasmic microtubule; cilium. Gene Ontology annotation, biological process: microtubule cytoskeleton organization. Gene Ontology annotation, molecular function: microtubule binding.
AUGGCGCCCGGCGUGGAGGGGGCCUCCGCCACCGCCACCGCCUCCCGCCUGGCGGACCCUGCAGCCACCGCCCUGGAGUUUGGCUGGGUGCCCGCUGAGGCUGUGCGCAGCCUGCUGGAGGAUGUGGGCAACUUCAGGGCACGCGGCGCGGCCAUCGAGCUGCUGCACGCCACCGUGCUGGAGGUCGGCGGGGCGGUGGAUGCGGGCGCGGUGCGCGCCACCCUCUCCGCCUUUCUCGCCUUCCUGCUGCGUCUGGUGGGCGACCACAACUUUAAGAUCGCGGCCUCAGCCAUGGCCGUCCUGGAAGACCUGGCGGCACGGCUGGGCGCCGACCUGCAGCCCUACCUGGGCAGCCUCAUGGCGCCGCUCAUCGAGCGGCUGGGCGACGGCGUGCAGAUGGUGCGCGCGGCAGCGGCGCGCGCCGUGGCGGGGCUGGCCCUGGUGCUGGGCCCCGCACCGGUGCUGCAGGCGCUGGGCGGUGCGCUGGUGCACCAGCAGUGGCGGGUGCGGGAGGAAGGUGUCAAUGCCUACAUCGCCGCGCUGCUGACCCACGCCAAGGAGCGGUUUGACUACCCAGCCUGCGUGCACGCCCUGGCGGCGGCCGCCGACGACGACACCCCGCGCGUGGCGGCCGCCGCGCUCGAGGCCUUUGCGCUGCUGCACGCGCGGCUGGGGGCGCUGCUGCAGGGGCUGCUGACGGCGGUGGGGGCGGCAGAGGGGGUGAAGCGGCGGGUGGCGGAGCGCGCGCGUGCCACGCCGCAGCUGGGCCUGCCGACACUGGAUGCCCAAGGCCAGGUCCAGCACCAGGCGCACGCCCGGCCUCCCAGCGCACAUCGGCAAAGGCUGUCGGCAUCUGCCGCUGCAGCGCAGGAGCCGGCCGCUGCUGGCCCUCUGCAACUCGUUGGCACAGCCGCGCUGCCCUGCAGCGGCGCGCUGACUGGACAGCAGGCCUUGCCACUCGGCGCUGGAGGUGCCUCGGCAUUUAGCAGCACAGAGCUGCCCGUGGCUCCCGGUGCCGCGCCAGCGGCUCAGCCCGCCAGCGGCGGGGAAGCACUGGAGGUGCAGAAUGUAGCUGUCUUGCCACCAUACAGCCCGGCGGCUCCGGGCAGCUUGCAGCAGCGAGGCCACCUUGCAGCAUACUCGCCAGCUGGAGCAGAGGUUGGUGGCAGCAGCAGCCGUCUGUCUGGCGGCAGCUACGGCUACGGUGCAGCUGCAGCGGGUGCCUCUGAUGUGGAGGGCAGCGCCGCCAGCUGCGCCAGCAUGAGCAGCCAGGGGCCUGGCGCCUGCAGCACCGGGCGCAGCAGUACGGUGGCAGCUGAGGAGGGUGGGGAGCCUGUUGAGCGGUCAGAGGGCUCGCUCCUCAGCUGGGUGCGCCCCGCCCGGCGGCCCACGCAGCUGCAGCAGUCGGCGUCGGCGUCUCGCAGGGGCAGGAGCAUUACCGGCACCGCCUCAGCUGGCCUUGCUGCUCCAGACCUCUCGGCAGCAGCGCCAGCUGGCAGGGAUGGCGUCCGCAGCUUCAAGCGCCCCUCCAAGCUCACCCAUGCUAGCUCCGCCAGCCACAGGCUCCAGCCAGCCACAGGCCCCAGCCUCCAACCAGCAGCGCCGGCAGCCCCGCCCGCAGCGGGUGGGGCGGCGGCGACGGCUGCACCUGGCGCGGGCGCUGCGGGCGCAUACAAUGCUGAUCUGUACGCCAGCGUGCGCAACUGGCAGCAGCGGGUGGGGGGCAGCGGCAACUUUGAGGAGGAGGCAGCUGACAGCGACGGCGCGGGUGAUGGGCUGGCGGCAGGCACUGUCGAGGGUCGGGCCCCGUCGUUCAGCUGGCAGCAGCUGAAUGCGGGCGUCCCAGAUGCGGGACUUGGCGUGGAGCCCCGCUCAGAUUCGCUGCUGCAGUGGCGCCUGCCGGCCCGCGCAGCCUCCAGCCGGACGGCGGCAGGCAGCUUGGCGGCGCGCCCGCAGCCGCCGCUGCCGCCGUCGACCAGCCCUGCGGCACCGGCUGCCACCCCGCCGCUGCCCCGCAUCGGCAGCGCCGCGCUCAGGAGGACGCUGAGCAGCUUCAAGAAGAGGAUUUUUGGUGCAGAGGCGCCUGCAGCUGACGAGGCAGCGGUCAGUAAGGAUGCAGUGCAGCGGCAGCAUCAGCAGCAGCAGCAGCAGCAUGAGACUGGCAGCCCUGGCUGGUCCAUUGCAGCGGUGCGUGAGCAGCACGGCGCUGGCGCUGCUCCUGCGGUGCAGCAGCAACAGCAGCCGGUUGACCCUAUGUACACAGAGGAAAGCGCCUGGGGUGGCAGGCCCAGCCUGAUUGCAGCAGCCAUUCCAGACAGCCCCUCCCAGCAGCAGCAGCCUGACAGCCCUGGCUCCACUGCCGACAAGCUGAACCGGCUGAAGCGGCUGUCGGAGCGGCGGCGGGUGUCCAGCGCUCCCAUCACGGCGCAGCCGCAGCGCCAGCUGCUGCAGGACGCGGGGGACGGCCUGCAGCAGCCUUUGCUGGACGGCCUGGGGGCCGACGGCCCGAUGGCUGCCCCGCCAGGCGCCGCCGCACCCGAGGCGGGCAGCAGCGGCGCGGUGGGAGGCGCCGAGGGCAGCCCCGGCGCGCGGCCCUGCCUGCAGGCUCUCAAGGUGCGGGCCCGCACCGCGCGCAUCGUCGGCAGCCCAUCUGCCACGCCUGCCGCGCUGGGUGCGGCGGCUGGCAGCAGCUCAGGCCUUUACUCUAUGGAGGCGGUGGAGGAUGUGUUUGGGCCCGACCAGCCAGUCUGCAGCCCGGCAGCCGCGUGGUCGCCGCUCAAGACGGCCGGCAGCGGCGGCGGCAGCAGCCCAUCAAAGGCAAGUGGCUGCCGGGCAGCGGCGCUGUCGCGCAGCAGCACCGGCAGCAGCACGCAGUGGCCAGACAGCCCCACGGGCGGCAGUGCGUCGCCGGGGCGCGCCACGUGGCGGCGGUCGAGCUUCCUGAAUGCCGCCUGGGCAGCCGGCAGCCCCAAGGCGGGGCCGGCAGCGGCUGCCGACGGGGCGGCAGGCGGCGGAGCCGCCUUCAGCCCAUCAGCCGAUGCCUCGCCGCUGGCCCAGCCCGAGGCCGCGCUGCGGCAGUCGCUGGGCCAGAUGCAGCAGGCGGCGGUGAGCCAGGUGAAGGAGCUGGACUGGCAGGCGCAGUACGAGGCGCUGCGUACCGCCCGCCGCCUGGCGCGCCACCACCCGGGGGUGGUGGCCCCGUCCCUGCAUGCCCUGGUGGCCCUGGCGGCGCCCGUCAUCGACGCCCUGCGCAGCACGCUGUCUCGCAUGGCCAUAGCCAUCUUCCAGGAGCUGGCAGAGGGGCUUGGCCCCGCUCUGGAUGCCGAGCUGGAGGUCUUUGUGCCGCUGCUGCUGAAGCGGGCUGGCCAGGUGUCUAUUGCGGGGCGUGACAACUUCCUGGCGGUGGAAGCCGACCGGGCGGUGGCGGCGGUCGUGGAGCACGCAGGGGAGGCGCGGGUGGCGGCCACGCUGCUGAGCUGCCUGGCCGGCACCAAGUCGCCCGACGUGCGCGCCAAGGCGGCCAUGCACCUCGACUCCUGCCUGCAGCAGCACGGGGCGCGCCUGCUGGACUCGGCGGCUGGGGGCGGCGCCGCGGCCGGCGCGCUGGCGCCCCGCCUGCUGCGCACCGCGGUCGGCCUGCUGGAUGAGGGGCGGCUGGAGGCGCGCACAGCGGGCAAGCGCAUGCUGUGGGAGCUGCGGCGCCUGCUGGAUGGCGGCACAGGCGGCGGGGACGACUUCAGGCGGGCGCUGGCCAGGCUGGACUGCAAGACAGACAAGGUGUGGGACGUGCUGGAUGCGGAGUGUAUGCCGGCGCCGGCGCCCAUCCGCCAGCCCUCGGCAGCCCUGCGCAUUGUCGCCGCGGCGGCAGGCGCCAGCCCAGCGUCGCCCACGGCAGGCGCCUACAGCCCCGCCAGGCAGAGCGUCCCGACCUCGGCAGGUCCCCAGGUGGCACCUGCGGCCAGGGCCAGCAGCAGCGGCAGCCGGCCCUCCGCAGGCAGCUAUGGCGCGCCCGCUGCAGGCGCCACAGGCGCCCCGCCAACCACCAGCAGCAGCAUUGCAUGGGUGUCGGGCAGCAAGUGGCAGCCCUCGGCCCGGCCCGGCAGUCAAGCAGGAGGGGGCAGCAGCAGCGGCGCGCGUGCUUCCAGCGGCAAGACGGCCGGGGGUGCUGAGCGGCAGGGCUCGAGGCCCGCCAGCGGCAGCGCCGCACGCCCAGCCAGUGGGGGCACGUGUGAUGCUGUCGGGGGCCCGCUGCCUGUGGCGUCCCUGGCUGGGGUGGACCCCGACGUGCAGCAGCAGCUGGAGGCGGCCAGGGCGCAGCUGGACAGCCGGGAUUGGAAGGAGCGCGUUGCGGGGGUGGAUGGGCUCCAGGCGGCGCCGCAGCUCCCGCCAGAGGGGCAGCUGUGGGUGGCGUGUGCGCUGGCGGAGCCUGUGCUGGAUGCCAACCUGAAAGUGCAGCAGCAGGCUCUGGCAGCCCUCAACCGUGUGCUGGCAGCCGCUGGGGAGGGCCUGGCGCCGGCAGCCGCCGCGCUGGUGCCCGCGCUUUGCAAGUGCAGCGACAGCAGCAACCCGUCAGUGCGCCAGGGAGCAGCGGAAGCUCUGGACACAGCGCUGCGCAGCUGGGAUGCCUCCAGCUUCAUGCCGCCCCUGAUGGCCGCGCUGGGGUCUCCCGCCGGCGCCGCCCGCAGCAAGGAGGCACUGCUUGCCCGGCUGGUGGUGCUGGCCCCGCAGCUCUGGCCAACCCGCCCCGCCCUUGUCCGCAAGCAUGCGCUGCCGGCUUUGUUUGCGCUGCUGACGGCAGAGCGGCGGCCCGAGCUGCGCCAUAUGGUGCAGGGUGCGCUGGCGGCGCUGGCGCACUCGAUGGGGCCUGAGCUGGUGGCGGCGGCUGCCUCGCUGCCCCCUCAGCAGCAGCAGGUGGUGGCCGACAUAGUGGCCCAGCAGCGCAGCAGCAGCAGCGGUGCGCCGCGGUGA